UUCCCCAAACCAAAUUACACUUGCAGUUGCCUUCUUUGUUCUGAAACUGAAGAAAAAUUCUAAAAAUAGUUUCUUUGCUAUGAUUUUGAUGAUCCAUUAUGCUUCCCUCUCUAUGAGAAUUCCGUAUUGCUCAAAUUCUGUAAACUUCUUCCCGUAGCUACAUUAGUUUCUCCAUGGAUAAGCAAUUGGUAUCAGGAUCAGCAUCAGCAGAGGCAUCAGAUGAGAGAAGUGAAGUCCAGUGUCCACCGGUUCCAAUGGCAGCACCUUGGCUUGUUUUUCCACAUGGAGAAGGUAGGAAAUUUCAGAGUUUUUAUAAUCCUUGUGAACCUAAUUAUAUAAAUUGCAUUAAGUCUAUCCCAGAGAUGCAAGGUAGAGCAUCUUUUCAUAAAAGUUGUCAUCAAGGAUGGCUAAUUGUUAUUGGUAAUGUUGGAGAUAAUGCUGAGUAUUCUGUGGCUGAUGCUAGGAAUUUAGAUGAUUGUUUUUUGUGGAAUCCUGUAUCUUCUGAAAUUGUUCAAUUGCCUAAUCUAGAUCGCCGGUCUUUCAGUACCGAAUCGAAAAAAUACUUUAUGUUCGACUUGGUAUUAUCCUCACCACUUCUUCCAAGUACUUGUAAUUCUGACAAUGAAGCCAACUGCACGGUAUUCCUCAUUUUUAGAGGUAUGAAUUAUAGAGGUGAAGUUAGUAGAGAUACGCACAUUCAAGUUUUUUGUCGACCAGGGGACAAACAAUGGAGAACAAAGGAAUUGGAUGGCCGUUCUAACCCCAUUGAUGAUUUUUCCGAAUUCAUUGAAUCCCUCCUUUGCUUUCAAGGUAAGUUGUAUGCAUUUUGUUCUACAGAAAAUUGGGUUAAUGAGAUCGAUAUACAAAAACUAUGGCAUCAUGUUCUCGUUGAUGAACGUGCCCAAUUCCUUAGAAAAUUCAAGGUAGAGGCAGUCGAUUUCCCAGUUGACGAAGCAGAUUUUCCACUAAUAAGUGGAGGUGAGCGGUUCGGUGUUUACAUGGAAGAUUGGGUUGAAUCUGGUGAUGAAAUAUUCAAAGUUGUUUUAAAUUGCACUCUUAGAGGCUUUAGAAAAGUUGCCUGACACAUAUCUUCAAGUUGGAUUUUUCAUCAAUGACUUGGGUUUUGUUGAAUUCUUUGGAUGAUCAUGUUCUCUUUUUGUGCACAAACAUGGACAAGUUAAGCUCAACCUCUAGAAAGUGUUAUUCAACUUCCAAUGCGUCUUGUUCGGCAGCUUAUAUGGGUCUUGAAAGGGGUUGUUUAUUCUACACACUACCUGAAGAUCAAACCUUGUACGCAUUUGAAGUAGAAGAUAAUGCUACUACAGUUAUCAUGCCUUGUUUAAAGCUUCCAACUCCAUGGUUUCUGCCCACUUGGAUCAUGAUGCCUACAACAGAAAACAGUCAAGUUGCUGGAAGAAGGAGACGAAUAACAGAUCUUCUAAUAAGCCAAAAUACAAUUGAAACCAGCAUAGAGGAGGAGAACAUGGCCAUGGUAAAUAAUAGCAGAGGAGAAUUUGAAGAAUUGAAACCGUGGGAUUUUCUUGAUGAUUAUGACAGUAUAGAGGAGAUAGCGAGAUCUCUUCAUCCAGUGGAUUACGUUCAUUUCAGUUUGCCUGUAAACAAAAUUCAAUAUUUCUCCCAGCGUUGAGCCGAAUAUCAGCUUCUACAAGGACCACAGCAACUACUAAUUUUUCUCCAUGGUUGAUUUCUAUCUUUGAAGAUAAUGAAGAAACCAUCUGCAAUAUCGUAGACCCGAUGCACAAUAAUGACAAGUAUCUCAUGCAAUUAUCUGAUCAAUUGCUUAUAGGUGCUGCAAUUCGUUUUUCAAAAGAUGGAUGGCUUCUACUGUCUAACGGGAAAAAAAUCUGUAUUCUGCUACAAUCCUUUCACAAGAGCGACGAUCCGUCUUCCAGAUUUACCAGAUGAUCAUGUACUUAGUGGAAUGUCAUUCUCGUCGAUACCAACUUCUCGUGAUUGUGUGGUGAUUGCCAUCUCCAAUUGGUGGGGACUCGGUCGUGAAUAUGAGAUAUCUUUCUUGGUCACUGAACCGGGAAAGAGUGCAACUGGUUGGACUAUUCAUAGAUUCGAUUAUGAAGUAGGCUCGACUGAGGACAGCAUUAUGCUGUAUAUGGAAAACUUUAUGCCAUGUAUUAACAACCCAGUUUUCUAUAACGGAGCUUUCUACUGCUUAGAUUAUAACGGAAUAUUAGGAGUUUUUAACAUGAAAGGUGAUUCCAGUUGGAAAGUACUUCCGAAAUCGUUGAAACACUUCAGUGGUUUUUAUCCAAGUUAUUUGGUGGAGUGUGAUGAAAAGCUAUUACUAGUGAAUGUAGGACAGAGUGGAAAAUGGGUAGAUAUUUAUAGAUGGGAUGAUUCGGAGAUGGUCUGGGUAAAACAUAACAGUUUGGGAAAGCAUGCAUUGUUCAUCAGUUAUACAUCCAGUUUUUCAGCGGCCGCUCCACGUAGUUGCAUGGAAAACAAAAUCUACUUCCCUAGAUUACGUGGCGAAAGCAUUUUAUACUAUUCUCUUGAUACAUGCAGGUAUCAUUUUGUAGGGAGUAAUCAACAUUCUGCUCAAGAUUUUCAUAAUACGAAGGAAAGAUCAAACUGCAGUUGGAUUGAGCCUAGAUGGUCUUAAUCAAGUCCUAAUCAAACUGCAGGACUUUAACAAACAAAGCAAUCAAUGCAAAUGAUGGGAAAGCCACUUCCUCUCUACCAAAUAGCUCUUUGUGGACUAGGCACUUACCCGUAUGCAAGCUGAUUAUACAUUACCACAGGUACAGCGUCUGAACUAUACAAAUGCAUUCCAUGCACUUACUCGAAUCAUUGCCAAUGAAGGGGUUCUUGCACUAUGGAAAGGAGCUGGUCCUACUGCAGUCUGAGCAAUGGCUUUGAACAAGGGCAUGCUUGCUUCGUAUGUCAAAGUGUACAACCAUUUCGGGAUACCAUUGUUUUGUCUGAGGCUAGCACUCUAGUUUGUGAGAUCAAUCAACCCUUUGAUUUUUUUCUUUGACUUGUUGACUUGAAUAUGAUCUGUUUGGACCCUGCAUCCACAAGCUGGGGCUUAAGUGUAUUAACAUAGAUGUUAGGAAUUGAAAAUUGGAUGACUACAGAAUUUCCUAUGGACUACAAAGUCACUCGCAAAAUUAUGUCCCUAGCAUAUAAAAAGGGUUACCUGUGCAAAUAAUCUUUCAUGAUGUAGAAUUUGAAAUUUCUAACCUGGUUUCUUUUCUCGUUCAAUUAUAACUGUGACUGGUAAGUUUCUAUUUCAAAGAGGUACUUUUAAUUUAAUAAAUCCCUUUUUUCCUGCAAGAGCAAGUGCUGUUUCUGGAUUCUUUGCAGCUGCUUGCUUCCUUUCGAUUAUGUGAAGACCCGGAUACAGAAAUUGCAACCAGAUGCCUGUGGAAAUUACCCUUAUAGCGGUUCUCUUAAUUGUGUCAUGAAGAUUUUGAAAGCUGGGGGUCCAUUCAAACUCUACACCGAUUUUCCUGUUUGUUGCAUUCGAAUAGCUCCUUAUGUCAUGAUGACAUGGAUAUUUUUGAAUCAAUUCCAAAAAGUACAGGAGACAAUUGGGUUGUAAGGCCAUAGCAUAUGAGAUAUUGGAAACUCUGCAUUUUAUCUAAUUAUCUUUUGAGUUCCUUUAUGUUGGUUGUGCUUUGCCUUGAGCAGUAAAAAGUUGCUUCUUCUUUUUUUCCACAUUUACAUCUUAUAAAUUAUGCUAAUCAACUCCUGUUUUGAUUUGGAGUUUUUGAUCACAAUGCAUGUCAGUAAAAUUUUAUAAUUACCAUGCCAUAACUGUAAAUGACAUGUGCUUGUACUUUUGUUUUCCUUUCAACUGCAGCACUCCACUGUAAUGAAAUGAAGAACAGAGCAUUUUUGCCCCAAGCAAGUUGGGGUAGGCUAGAAAUGAGAUCCAAGAUAGACCAAGAGGUCGGCAUGCCUCUGCUCUUUCAGCAAGACCCAUCUCAGGGGCUAUCCCCCCAUACAGUCUAUCCAAGGGUCAUUACCAUGAAGGUACGGAAGAUUUUAGGCCGGCUUGCCGGCACUACCACCGUCCUACAUAAAUACCAGGAUUGUAGAAAUCGAGAAAACAAAACACCGACCAAAUUACAUGACUAGUAGACUGGUUGGCUUUCUCAUAGUCCAAAGCUUUGAUCCCGA
Papaver somniferum (opium poppy) is the source of this 4161-nucleotide messenger RNA. RefSeq lists its product as uncharacterized. NCBI's taxonomy places the organism in Eukaryota, Viridiplantae, Streptophyta, Magnoliopsida, Ranunculales, Papaveraceae. The transcript has 4 exons. The record is from RefSeq and is a predicted model, not a curated record. The coding region runs from base 174 to 1082 and encodes 302 amino acids.